Penicillium verhagenii is the source of this 1218-nucleotide messenger RNA. Its product is annotated as isochorismatase family hydrolase. The record is from RefSeq and is a predicted model, not a curated record. The transcript is spliced from 4 exons. Lineage: Eukaryota; Fungi; Ascomycota; Eurotiomycetes; Eurotiales; Aspergillaceae. Bases 1 to 1218 code for a protein of 405 amino acids.
AUGGCGAGCCCAAACGAUAUGAAUGUGGACGCUCCUAGCGAUCUGCAAGACAUUCCGGAGAAUGCCAUGCAUCUCAUCCCUCCCGCUGAGGGUGAUUACCCGGAUAGGGACACUUUGUUCCAGGCUGUCAAUCUUCAUGCCAGUGAGCAUGGCUAUCAGGUUGUCAUCAAGUCUUCCAGCGGCUCUACCGACAAGAAGCCGGGUCGCAAGAACAAAGUGUGGCUUCGUUGUGAUCGCGGUGGACAAUACCGCCCUCGAAAUGGUCUGACGGAGGAAAACCGCAAGCGCCGACGCACCUCGCGCCUUGUGGACUGCCCUUUCCAGUUGCUUGCAUCAGCACACCCUGGAUUUUGGCGCCUGACUGUCUUGAACCCCAACCACAAUCAUGGCCCUUCGCUUGAGAAGGCCAAGAAAACCCCCCACCCCAAGAUCCGCCGCGGUCAGCUUCAUGCCGCCCCAUACGAUUGGCCGCACGAUGCGACUUUCACCCCUUACAGCACUGCGCUAGUCAUCAUUGACAUGCAGAAGGAUUUCUGUUACCCCGGCGGAUACAUGGCAGCCGAGGGACAUAAUGUUUCCGCUUUCCGAGCCCUGAUCCCCAACAUUCAGCGAUUGCUGAUGGCGUUCCGCGCUAAGGAAUUCCCCGUCUACUUCACCCGGCAAGGCCACCGUUCUGAUUUGUCUACCCUUUCUCCCCGAGAGAGCCACCGGGCUCGUAACAACACCCGCGGUGGAGGCGUUGGCGCCCCUGGACCAAUGGGCCGCCUGCUCAUCCGCGGCGAGGGGGGUUGGAACAUUGUCGACGAACUGGCACCCACCAACAAAGAACCAGUCAUCGACAAGCCUGGUGGUAGCGCCUUUGUGCACACCGAGUUCGAGUUGAUUCUGCGCAACCGCAAAAUCAGAAACCUCGUCCUUGUCGGUGUCACCACCGAUAUCUGUGUGUCGUCCACCAUGCGCGACGCGAGUGCCCGUACCUUCGACUGUCUUCUCGUCGAGGACGCGACUGCUGCUGCCGACCCGGCACUUCACGCUAGCACCAUUGCCUCGGCAAAGAUGGAGGGAGGGAUAAUCGGAGCCGUCUCGAAGGUUGACGACGUGAUCCACGCUGUCACUACCUACAAGCCUCCGAAGAAGACCACUCCUCACGCCGGAGGUUCCCAGAUGUCUCCUCCGGAGAUGUCCCCUGACAUGUCGCCGCCUCAGAUGGCGUCUUAA